AUGAAUUCCCAAGCCAUGGACCGUCGGGAGGCCGAGGUGACCUACCAGACCCUCCGGGGCCUCGAGCCGGCCGAGUCCUGGGUCGUCCCCCCCUGCAUCCUCCACUACGCCGAGGGUGAAGUGGACGAGGCGGGCCGGCUCGACGGCCCGGCCCACGUGCAGACCGCCAUGGGCUUCCGCUUCGACGGGACGUUUCGCCAGGGCCAAAUGGCGGGCUUUGGCUGCAUGCGCUGGGCCGACGGUUAUACCGUCCAGGGCCAUUUUGACCACGGCGCCGCCAACGGCAAAGGGGCGCUGAUCUGGCCGAACGGGGACCGCUAUGAGGGCCAUUUGGCUUAUUCGAUUCGCCAGGGGGUGGGCCGGCUGAGCUCGCAUGGGGGGCGGGCGGUUUAUCAGGGGGCGUGGGCCCACGGGAGGCGGAACGGCCGCGGGUCGCAGCAAUUCCCCGAUGGGAAUAUCUACGACGGGGAAUGGCAAGACGACGAACGGCAGGGCCAUGGGGUGAUGAUCUACCACAACGGGGAUUGCUAUGAGGGGGAUUGGGCCCACGACGAGCGGCACGGGAAGGGGGAAAUGGCGUGGAAGAAAGGCGCCGCGGGGUAUACGGAGCUGUAUGAGGGCACCUGGGUCCACGGGCUCCCUUCCGGGCAGGGACGCUCCACGAUGAUCACCUACCUCGAGGGGUCGGGGGCCUCCACCUACAACCCGAUCAGCGAAAGCGGUGACUUUCUUAUUCCCAGUAAUUUUGUCAUUCCCUUCGAUUGCGGUACCAACGUCUACGAGGGUAGCUUCAUGAAUGGCAAACGUGAGGGUCAAGGGAUCUUCUACUAUGCCGAUGGUAGCCGUUUUGAGGGCACUUGGCAGAAUGGAAGGAAAAAUGGCACCUGUAAGUUCAUCGGCGCCAUCAGCCAACCGUUUUACGGGACCUUUGUGGAUGACAUUCCCCAAAACCUCCCCCCACUUUCCGUCCCGGGCUACGAAAAUGCCAUUUCCUCAAUUUACAUCGAGGACCUCUGCACCAUGGCGGAUGAAAACGAGGUGCAGGUGGUGGCAUCGACCAAGGCCAUUUUACUUCGUUUUAAUCCAUGGAUGAAGUCGCUGUUUCGUCGAUGUUGUUGUUUGCAAAAUGAGGUCUUUUUAAUCACCACGCCGGAUAACUGGUGGAAACAUCGCUUGCCGGGUCUUAUUACGAUGCCGCAGCUCCUUCGCUUUCUCAAUGACGUGCAUAUCUUGGGUGGGGUGGUGAUGGUAAGUACGGUGGUGCGUUGUGUGCUCGACACCAUUCACGCCGAGAAAAUCGACAACUUCACCACCGACAGCCCCGGAUCCAUCGCGCGCGAAGAGGCCAUCCGCAAGCGCCGAUUUAUUGAUGAGGUGCAUGCUCUACGAGCCAAUCUCAAUUAUCGACAAUUCACCGAAGUCCUCAUACGAUUGGCGAACGUGGUGGUGGUGGGGCCUUCAUUCGUGACGGUGGGCCAGAAGUUCGUGAACUUUAUUGAUCGACUUUCCGGCAAUGUCUCGGUGAGCCCUCUUUUCCCCCAGACAAGGGCCCAGGAGGUGAAUGUGAUGCCCCAUUUAGAUUCCUUGCGGAGCAUCUUUCACGGACUGGUGGAGCUGGAGCACAUCGAACCGAACGCGCACUUUUUAUCCGUGCGCUUUUUAAUGCGAUUUCUGAACCCUUUGCUGGGGAGGCAUGGACUCGAGUUGCGAAGGACCAUUUGUGAGCUUUUUCCACUGCGGACGCGCUACUCCAGCACCUCGCCGCCGCAGGCUUCCUUGCCACCUGGCUUUAAUGCCCCUCAAGGGGACCUUGGCUUUGAAGUAUUUGAAAAGGCGAGCGGGAGUUCGGGUGCCCUGGAUGCGGAGGUCGUGGCUGGUUUUGACCUCACCUUCGAGGAUUUUGUCGAGGCGGUUAUACUGAUUUGUCUAAAAUGCUGUGAAGACAACAAGGAAAACCCGGAGUUCCAUAUCAGCCCCGUUGUUGAACGUGAGAUCUUAUCUCUCAGGAUAUCGGAUAUGUAA
Molecule: messenger RNA, 2022 nt
Organism: Phytomonas sp. Hart1
Lineage: Eukaryota; Euglenozoa; Kinetoplastea; Trypanosomatida; Trypanosomatidae
Source: the annotation of a GenBank genome assembly